Messenger RNA from Coturnix japonica (Japanese quail), 1723 nucleotides. RefSeq lists its product as uncharacterized. NCBI's taxonomy places the organism in Eukaryota, Metazoa, Chordata, Aves, Galliformes, Phasianidae. The record is from RefSeq and is a predicted model, not a curated record.
GCAGGCAGCACUGGGCUGUGACACGCACUGGGCUGUGACACGUGCUGGGGAAGUGAUGCUGCAAGGACAGCCCAGGAGAUGAGUCCUCAGCCCAGAGCACGCCCUUCCUGGCUCUGCCUCCUUGCUCACAGGGUGGGCUGCAGUCUCUGAGGGCCUCAGUGCUGGCAGCUGCAUAAUAUCACCCCUUCCUCAGAGUGCAAGGGGGUCCCAGGCUGCCCACAGGGCUUUUUCCAUUGGCAUUGACCUUGCUCUGCACAAGUCUCUGGCUGUGGGGACUCUGCUUGUGGCUGCUCUGGGACCACCGUGCAGCUGAUGGCCGCCGGGCACUGUGCCCAUCCCUGGGAGCACCCGUGCUGGGUGAGAGCCCUUCUGGCAGUGCCAGCACCUGGGAAAUAAAGGGACACACCUGGAUGCUCAUCCUCUGCAAGGAGAAGGCGACGCGGAAACCACAGUGCCGGGGCUGUGGGGAGAGCUCAGAGCGGUGCCCACCAGGAGGCAUUGGCUCCUGCCAGCCCGGACAUGGCUACACGUAGGGGAGGGCUGUCCCUGUUCCUGCUGCUGGGCCUUGCUGGGUCAAAGCUGGCACUGGGGAGCAUAGACGCGGAUUCGACAGUGCCAAAAUCCACAAAGCCUCCGGUGUCGCUGCUCAGCACCGCAGCCCCCACUCCUCCCUCCAGCCCGGACACAGAAGCCCCCACCCCAGUGAAGCCCAGCACAGCCCCAGGGACCAGCAAUGCUCCCGCAACUUCAGCACACACAGCUGCACCACCUGAGCCCUCUACAGUCGUGGUAGACACCGCCACCUCCAUCACCAACACAGUGGUCCUCAGGAGCACCCCCAGUCCCAGCCCACCCCCGGGGAACACCACUGGAACCAGCACUGGUGUCUCCACUGUGAUCACAGGAACACCUGCAGACACCUCGAUGGCACCGCAGAGCUCCAGUGCCACCCCAGGCACGAAGCCCUCCUCCCCUGCCACCACCUCAUCACAGAGCCUGGAUGGAACCAUCAGCACCUCUUCAGAGCUGCCACCAACCUGCCCCAGCACCCCAAAUGAUGCCAUUGCAUCCCAGCUCUUCCUCUCCUUGCGUCUCACCACUCCUCUGGACAUGGGAAACACCACGGUGCAGGAGCUGCUCCUGGCCAAGCUCCGCAGGGACCUGCAGGCUGCCUUCCCACAUGCUGGGCUCCUCCUGUACUGGAGAGGGGGGAAGCUGAUCUGAGCCAGUCACCGAGGGAUGCUGGGCAGUACUGAGCCAUCCCGCACCUCCUGUCCUUGUCCCUCUGGAUAACCCACACAGCCCCAUCUGCUUCCCUGCACCCCAGUACCCUUCUGUGUCCCGUUCUCUACCCCUUCCCACAGCCACUCUGCAGCCCCAUUGCACUGAUGGUAAAGAAGGAGCCCUGCAGCCCCCCCACCCUGCCCCGUUAUCACCAUGCAGCAGUGGCCCUGUUGGAAGCCAGGGUACUGCAAGGGGUCCCAUCAGCCCCCAACCCCCCAUGAGCUGUGUGUGCCGUGGGGCCAUGGAAAUCCCGUGGGCUGAGCUCCUUCCCUGUUUUUUUCCAGUCCCUGGUUGAGGAGACGGCUGCAGUGUCUGCCUCCCCUGCAGCAAAGUCAUUUAUUAACUGAUUAAUUAGCCAGAUAAAAUGAGAGCGAAGCAAUUAUUACCCUAAGCAAGUCACCUAGCAUGGGAGAUUAAAAAGUGGAAUAAUGUGCAAAAA